CCAGUCCUGGGGAAACCACGGAAUCCCGGGAUGAUCUGCCUGGCUGCGGUGCCCCGGGCUCUGCUGAGCCAGGCGGAGGGGCCGGGGAGGGAACCCCGGCGGGGUUCGGGAGCGCUGGGAGCGGGCACAGGAGCCAUCCCGGCCCUUCCGCUGGCGGCAGGAAGCAGGAAGGGAGCGGGCAGGGCCGGGUCUCUCCCGCCCCCGUGGCUGUGGACAUGGUGGUCCUGCGGGCUGGGCUCUGCCCUGGUCUUACCGAAGAGAUGAUCCAGCUGCUCAGGGCCAAUGGCAUCAGGACGGUGGUGGACUUUGUGUCAUCAGACCUGGAGGAUGUUGCCCAGAAGUGUUCCCUGUCUUACAAGGCGCUGGUCGCAGUGAGACGUGUGCUCCUGGCGCAGUUCUCUGCCUUCCCUGCCAACGGAGCAGACCUGUACGAGGAGCUCAAGAGCUCCACAGCCAUCCUGCCCACUGGGAGCCCAAGCCUGGACCAGCUGCUGGACUCUGGGCUGUACACGGGGGAAGUGACGGAGCUCAUGGGAGCACCGGGCAGUGGGAAGACACAGGUGUGCCUGGGCAUUGCAGCCAGUGUGUCUCUCAGCCUCAAGCAGCACGUCGUGUUUCUCGACUCCACGGGGGGUUUCACUGCCUCCCGUCUCUACCAGAUGCUGCAAGCCCAGACAGAGGAUGAGGAAGAGCAGCUGGAGGCUCUGCAGCGGAUCCAGGUGGUCCGUGUGUUCGACGUCUAUGAACUGCUGAGCGCCUUGCAGGAGCUGCGGGAUCGCCUCUCCCAGCAGGUCGUGAGCUCCACGGGGCCUCUCAAGAUCGUGGUGAUCGACUCGGUGUCAGCUGUGAUUUACCCACUGCUGGGUGGCAGGCAGUCAGAGGGUUUGGCCAUCAUGAUGCAGCUGUCUCGGGAGCUGAAGACACUGGCCAGGGAGUUCAGCCUUGCUGUUGUGGUGACCAACCAGGUGACAAGGGACAGCAGCACUGGCUCACUGAAGCCAGCCCUUGGCCGCUCCUGGAGUUUCGUGCCCAGCACUCGGGUGCUGCUGGAGAGCAAAGAAGGCGGCGGGGACAAAGGCCCGACACAGCGAGUGGCUGUCCUGGCAAAGUCACCCCGCCAGCCAACAGGGUUACAGGUGGAGCUGGACAUUGGAAAUGGUGAUAUGCCAGAGCCGAGCCCUGUGACACCCACACAGGGGCUCUGAUGUGAUGGAAAAGCAAAUGUCAAGGUCCAAGAGAGCUGCACAAAAGCAGGCAAGCACACUGAGGGUUUUGCAGACUGACUCUGAGGGUCCUACAGCCGUGGACCAACGGGAAGAACCUCUUGUUCUUCUGCCUUGGGGGAGAAACUGAGCGUGGGGUUCCCCAGAGACCUCCGUGCUCAGCAGGUGCUGCCUGCAGUGGCUGUGCUGUGUGGGCAGCACAACAGCAAGCUCCUGUCCUCUACUGCAGGCUUGUCUUCACCCUGUCCUCAGGUGUUGGCUGGGGACCAGCUGGCUUGUUCCUGCACAAGCCCACAGCUCCCUGUGGUGGGUUUGUUUCCCCCCAUGACUCGCUGCCCUCUGGGCCUGGAGCUCUGAUUGUCCUUGGGCAGCUCACAGUGGUCUUGGUUCAGAAAUAAAAGGAAAAAGCUGUUGCACACUGUGGUCGUUGAGAGCUGGAAUUCAAUUAGAGGUGACUGCUGAGAACUUAAUUAAAAUGUGGAGGGUUAGUCCCCAGCAGGACUGGGUUGGGAUAGGCUGGAGUGGGACAGACUGGGAUGGGAAAGGCUGCUGGUGAGCAGGGACAUAAUCGAGUGCUUGCUCUGACCUUCUCCCCAGAGUAACACCAGGCCUUGUGGGGAGCUGCUGAUGUGUUUGGGGCAGUGCUGUGCUGCAUAAAGACUUGCUGAUAAGUGAUGGAAGUUCUGAUCUGGAUGAGCUGGGACUGAUGAGCUCUGGCUGACACCAGCUGGCCCUGCCUGAUGCUCAAGGACCUAUUCAGUUGCAUGUGGUGAUGUUUGAAAUAAUCUCUCCUUUCUCCAACUGCUCUUGCUUGCUCUGGGCAACGUCCUGGGCACUUGUGUGGUGCUGGGGAGGAGACAGGAGGCUGGGAUGUGAUCCCAGAUGUCUCAGACACCCUCAUCCUCUGCAUAAUAAGAGACCUCCCUAGUAGGUGAGCUGAGACAUGGUUGUACUUCAAGGCUGCUGAUGUUGAAUUUGGGGGCUGGGACUAAUGCAAGGCAUGUUCAUUAAACUAAUAACACAGCAGCACAGCUCCUGGAGCCUUCUAGUGCUGCACUGGACAAAGAGGAGUUUGAUUUAGCCAGAAUUUGGGUGUUAAUUUCUCCAGAGUAGGCAUUGUGCUCUUGAGCAAAUAGCUGCUGUGGGGAAGGGGCAGUUUACAGGGAUAUGUGAACACACAUUUUGGUUUCCCAAGAGGCAGCACCAGGUCUCAGCAUGGAUUUUUGUUUGAAACAUCUGUCAGAGUUGUGUUUUCUGUGAAACUCAGCUCUUGGUGCUCCCAGGGCUGUGGUUUAGGGGGCAGGCCCCACCUCCUCCAUCGUGGCCACCCAGCCACUGCAGCUCCGUGUGCGUGGCCGUGGGAAAGGCCACGAUCCCAGCAGGUCCUGCUGAGGAGGGGAACGUGCCAAAGCAACAUGAGCUGAGCCAUUAAAUACAUAAUUUUUACUGAAAACUUUUUUAAAGUUGUGCAUUUAUUUGUGUUUCUGGGCUUUCCAAGCUCAGGAGGGGAGGUUGGCCCCAGGGAUUGCAGCUGCUGGCUGGAGGAUGGUUUUUCUGUGCUGAUGAGGCUGGUCCUUACAAGCAGAAAUUUAGCUUGGUGCAUCUCUUGGAGCUGUGAAU
This is a messenger RNA of Myiozetetes cayanensis, 2843 nucleotides long. RefSeq names its product RAD51 paralog D (gene RAD51D). The transcript is spliced from 10 exons. Lineage: Eukaryota; Metazoa; Chordata; Aves; Passeriformes; Tyrannidae. Gene Ontology annotation, biological process: telomere maintenance; double-strand break repair via homologous recombination; reciprocal meiotic recombination. Gene Ontology annotation, cellular component: Rad51B-Rad51C-Rad51D-XRCC2 complex; replication fork; centrosome. The coding region runs from base 216 to 1205 and encodes 329 amino acids. Gene Ontology annotation, molecular function: ATP binding; ATP-dependent DNA damage sensor activity; four-way junction DNA binding. The record is from RefSeq and is a predicted model, not a curated record.